AUGACAGACGCCUCUCCAUCCCCAGCCUUCUACAGGUUCGCAGAAGAACUGCUCAACUCGCUACGGCUGGCUCAUCCCCGAGUCGCGUAUCUAGCACGGCUGAACAGCGAGCUCUUCCGCUGCAUCAAACUGCCAGUCGACCCGAAGCAAGAAGUGCUGUUUAGAUAUUCGAUUGAUAGUUGGGCCUUGUCCGAAGAGGACGUUCGGGCUGUCGCGGGGGAGGAGCGGCGGUGUAGCGCUAGCGCUGGCGAGGCGAGGGAUGACAGCGGCCGUUGCGUGAGCGGCGGCGGCAUGACGUUGAUGAUGCUGAUGAGGGGGACUGCGGAAGCACCCCUGGGCGACGAACUCUUCGGUCUCGCCAUCAGCUGUGUCAUCGAUGCGGGGAUCAGGCCUACCGCGCUGACCCUCCAGUACGACACGCUCGGCGACUUUGAGUGGGUUGGCUCUCCGGCUGUGUAUCAGAACCCGAGGUGCGCUGCGGACAAGAGGCGGAUCUUGGAGUACCUGCACGAAAGUACUCUUCCGGACUGGAAUCAGCUUGAUCUGAGUAGGACCACGAAGGUGUUGUUCCAGCCUUGGUCGCUGACGCCAAGGGAUAGACGUUUGGACCCGGGCGAGCUGUGGGACGACGAGGUCAAUGUCGCGGCGAAGACGGGUGCUGUGCUCGCUGCGUUGCAGGUCAAGUGCGGACCCAGCGUCCGGGAUUUGCAGAUAGAGGAUGGCUGUCCGCACGUUUUGCCGGACUCCUCCUCCUCCUCCUCUUUUGCAAACGCAUCUCACUCCUCCAAAAACCACCCCCCUGCCCUACCGGAACUCCAACAUCUAUCCCUAGGUUACUGCACCCUCUGCGCCAAGCCCUUCGCCAACCUCCUAUCCCACUCCCCCAAACUAACCCGCCUCGAGAUGAGAAGUACGCGCCUGGAAGGCCAGCACAGUGGCUGGAAGUGCAUCUUCACCGCCAUACGCGAUCAUGCUAAUACCAAUGGGAUGGCUCUGUCGUUCGAUCAGGUCAUCACGAGUGAUUAUUGCGAGACUAGUCUCGAAUUGCAGACGUCGGAAUAUAGGGAAAGGGAACCUGUUUUGGAUAGUGAUCGUGUCGAGGAUGCGGGUUACUGUCUUGAGGGGUAUUUAUGUGGUUGUAAUGAAUGGAAUGAGGCGCUGAAUUAG
Anthostomella pinea is the source of this 1167-nucleotide messenger RNA. The record is from the annotation of a GenBank genome assembly. Lineage: Eukaryota; Fungi; Ascomycota; Sordariomycetes; Xylariales; Xylariaceae.